CUGCUAGUCAAUUGUGCACAAUAAUAAAUUUCUCAUUCAGCCAAAGACGUUUAAUUUCCUUUUCUCCUGCGAUAGUCACUUAUAAUCUCAGGCAAGCACCGUCUCUAACGUUUCACCAGAUCUGUCUCUCAGGGAUCUAAAGCAAGAAGGCAAAUGGGGCUGACAUUCACAAAGCUGUUUAGCCGGCUUUUUGCCAAGAAGGAGAUGCGUAUUCUGAUGGUUGGUCUGGAUGCUGCUGGUAAGACCACCAUUCUGUACAAGCUCAAGCUUGGAGAGAUUGUCACUACCAUUCCUACCAUCGGUUUUAAUGUUGAGACUGUCGAGUACAAGAAUAUUAGCUUCACGGUUUGGGAUGUUGGUGGUCAGGACAAGAUUCGUCCAUUGUGGAGGCACUACUUCCAAAACACACAGGGUCUCAUAUUUGUGGUGGAUAGCAAUGACAGGGACCGUGUUGUGGAGGCAAGAGAUGAGUUGCAUAGGAUGUUGAAUGAGGAUGAGCUAAGAGAUGCAGUAUUACUUGUAUUUGCCAACAAACAAGAUCUUCCUAAUGCAAUGAACGCGGCUGAAAUAACUGACAAGCUUGGGCUACACUCACUCAGGCAGCGUCACUGGUACAUCCAGAGUACUUGUGCUACAUCCGGAGAAGGGCUUUACGAGGGGCUCGAUUGGCUCUCCAAUAACAUUGCAAACAAGGCAUAAAGCUGUAUGGAAUUUUUGCGAGUCAAUGCUUGGAGCCACAGUCGGGUUCUUAUCUGGCCUUAUACCUUUAGUCCUUGUGUUUAUGGAUAUUCAUUUUUCAUGUUCUCUGGUUUUGUUUAGGCCCUCUUUAAGUGAUAUAUAACACAAUGAUGGUUUGUUUUAUGUAAUUGCAAAUAUUUGUCUGGGUUUAUGACAUAUUGCUAUGUUGACCUGCAAUUUAUGGGUAUAGUUAAGUAUGCAUUUGUUUUUUGAUAA
Molecule: messenger RNA, 954 nt
Organism: Olea europaea var. sylvestris
Lineage: Eukaryota; Viridiplantae; Streptophyta; Magnoliopsida; Lamiales; Oleaceae
Product: ADP-ribosylation factor 2
Exons: 7
Coding region: 154-699 (181 amino acids)
Biological process (GO): intracellular protein transport; vesicle-mediated transport
Cellular component (GO): cytoplasm
Molecular function (GO): GTPase activity; GTP binding
Source: RefSeq, a predicted model, not a curated record